CCGACGGACAGCCGGCAGACUCCCCGUUAUCUAACCUCUUUAGGUGUCCGUGGUGCGAAAUCUGCCAGAGGUGUGGACCCUCCAGUAAAUUUGAAGGCAUUAUGGUAGCCUUUAAGGGGAUUUGGACCAAGGAAUUCUGGAGAGCCGUCUCUGGGGAGUUCUUGGCUACUCUCAUCUUUGUCCUUCUUGGCCUGGGCUCUACGAUCAACUGGAGCCUGGGGGCGGAGAAGCCGCCGCCCCCAGAUCUGGUGCUCAUAUCACUCUGCUUCGGCCUGACCAUCGCUACCUUGGCCCAGUGCUUUGGCCACAUCAGCGGCGGCCACAUCAACCCGGCCGUGACCGCAGCGAUGGUCUGCACCAGGAAGCUGAGCCUGGCCAAGGGUGUCUUCUACGUGCUCAGCCAGUGUCUGGGUGCCAUCACUGGAGCGGGGAUCCUGUACAUGGUGACGCCCAGCUCUGUCCGAGGGGGCAUGGGAGUGACGUCGGUGAACCCCAAGAUCUCUGUCGGCCACGCCCUUGUGGUGGAGAUGCUGAUCACCUUUGAGCUGGUCUUCACCGUGUUUGCGACCUGCGACCCGAAACGCUCCGACCUCAAGGGGUCUGCGGCUCUUGCCAUUGGCCUGGCCGUCGCUAUAGGCCAUCUCUUUGCGAUCCCCUAUACUGGAGCCAGUAUGAACCCAGCCCGGUCCUUUGGACCAGCAGUGGUGAUGUGCAGCUGGGCUGACCACUGGAUCUACUGGUUGGGUCCCAUUCUUGGUGGGAUCACAGCGGGUGCCAUGUAUGAAUAUCUGUACUGCCCUGACCCAGAGCUGAAGACCUGCUUCGGGGAUGUUUUCGGCAAAAGCUCCGGCCCCCCCAUGAGGUACAGAGAGGUGGAGGGCUGCCGCCGCCGGAGCGAUCCAGAAGAGCCGGCCAUCAGUCCGGGUUCUCACAGCACCCUGGACGUGGAGAAGGCAGAAAAGGCCGGGAUAUCACCGGCAUGACUAGAGGGAAUCCUGGGAAUGGAGACCAGCCUGUAGUCAAGCAUCCAGGCCUGCUCUCACAGAGGAUUACUGUGCCUUCAGCCAGGGAAACACCCUGGUUUUUUCUUUGAUGCAGGGCCUGGUCCGGUCUGGCCUGGCUCACCGUGAACUCUGUCUCAGAAACCAGACCUUCAUAUCAGUACAUCCCCCCUUUCCGAUGUGCAGCCAAAACUGAUCACUGGUAGCGUCUGUGUUCAGAUCAGCGUAGGGGUGAUGCUAAGGUCACGCCGGAGUAACCAGAGUGACACUGCUGGCACGUGAAUGGCAGGUGCUCUCUGGCGGUCUCCAUUUUCAGGGCUGUCUCUUCAGCAUAUCAUCUGUCUUUGCUCUGUCAUAUAACCCACUGUACCACUGAAUCCCGUUGCACCGUUUCCUUAAAUUAUUUCUCAGCGGGUCUGCACUCAAAUAUGUGCUUGUAAUUAUUGCCGCCGUGCUGUAAUUGCUGCUUGUAGGAAUGCUCUCGCUCGCUUGAACUCCCCUCAGGAGAGGACUCCUUUCUGCUCAUGCUCACCUUUCCUUCCAGCUCCCCCUACUGGACCGGAGGACCAAAACAAGCCCCUUGCGGUGCCCGUUAACAUUUCGGGCUAACAAAUGUCAGGUGCCCAUGAGAGAAGCGUCAGCCUCCGACCUGUCAGCAGAUCCCCAUUCCAGAGCAGGGUAUACACACAACACCUCUGGCCAAAUGACAUCCCCUGCGCCACGGACAUGGGUAGCUGAUAAAGAGAGUGGUUUAGCGUAGGCUUCUUGAGGAGCACAGAACCCUCUUUUUUAUUGUCUGAAAAGCAAAGUGGUAGGUAAAUAUUUGACCUAUUUCUGCUUUGUCAUUUUAUGAUGGUGCAUUUUCUGUA
This is a messenger RNA of Paramormyrops kingsleyae, 1870 nucleotides long. RefSeq names its product aquaporin-4-like. Lineage: Eukaryota; Metazoa; Chordata; Actinopteri; Osteoglossiformes; Mormyridae. The record is from RefSeq and is a predicted model, not a curated record. Gene Ontology annotation, biological process: water transport; transmembrane transport. Gene Ontology annotation, molecular function: water channel activity. Gene Ontology annotation, cellular component: basolateral plasma membrane; plasma membrane.